This is a messenger RNA of Ophidiomyces ophidiicola, 702 nucleotides long. RefSeq lists its product as uncharacterized. NCBI's taxonomy places the organism in Eukaryota, Fungi, Ascomycota, Eurotiomycetes, Onygenales, Onygenaceae. The transcript is spliced from 2 exons. The record is from RefSeq and is a predicted model, not a curated record. The coding region runs from base 1 to 702 and encodes 233 amino acids.
AUGCAGCUCUCCUGUGCCCUCAUCCUCGCCGCGCUCACGGCCGGCUCCACCGCGCACUUCGUCCUCAAGGACCCGCCGCCCCGUGGCUUCUCGGAGGACCAGCUCGUCAACUUCCCAUGCGGUGGCCAGGCGCCGUCGCGCCAGCGCUACGACGUCUCGCUGGUUCGCCCGACGGUCAACAUCGCCCUCCAGAUGGGCCACGACCAGUCGGCCGUGCAGGUGCUGAUGGCACUGGGCACCGACCCCGGCUCCAACUUCAACAUCACCCUUAAGCCGACCUUCCGCCAGGUCGGUCUGGGUGAUUUCUGUAUACCCGGGAUCAGCCUCGACCGCGACGUGCUCGGCGUCGACCCCAUCGAGAACAUGAACGCGACCAUCCAGGUCGUGACCAACGGCGACCCCAAAGGCGGCCUGUACAACUGUGCCGACAUCUUCUUCUCGUCGCGCGCCAACCUACCCGACGCCGGCAAGUGCAAGAAUGGCACCGGCGUCAGCGCGCAGCUAUUCUCGGGCGCCGCGGCGCAGCGCAACGCCAACGUGUCGACGCCCAACGGCCAGGCACAGUCCGGCGGUGGCAGCAGCAGCAGCGGCACCAGCAGCGGCGCGCCCCGGCCCACGUCGUCGUCGAGCGCGGCGUCGCUGGACACGGCCGCGUGGGGCGUGAUGGGCGCCGUCGUGGCCGGUGGUUUGGCUCUGCUGUAA